Messenger RNA from Radiomyces spectabilis, 1043 nucleotides. RefSeq lists its product as uncharacterized. Gene Ontology annotation, cellular component: nucleus; protein phosphatase 4 complex; cytoplasm. Gene Ontology annotation, molecular function: protein phosphatase regulator activity. The transcript has 4 exons. Gene Ontology annotation, biological process: protein dephosphorylation. The record is from RefSeq and is a predicted model, not a curated record. NCBI's taxonomy places the organism in Eukaryota, Fungi, Mucoromycota, Mucoromycetes, Mucorales, Radiomycetaceae. Bases 57 to 974 code for a protein of 305 amino acids.
GUCGUUCCAUCGCGCUGGAUCUGAUCUGUCAAUAGGUCUUUCGAAAUCGUUUCACCAUGUCGCAAAUCAACGAAAAUAUAGCAGAAACGCCCGUGAACAAAUCGGCAUCGUCAACCUACUUCAUCAUGACAGACGGUAUCAACGACAUCCCAUGCCCUGAAACCUUGCUGCAGAUUGCUGAAACCAAUCAAGUGCAAACACCUUGGCAAGAACUGAAAGAAACAUUAAAAGACACUAUUUUAAAGCAAUGCGCUGUGAUCGAAGCCCAAGUCACCGAUACCGAGAUUAUCAGCAGCAUUGAUACAGUCAAAACCAGUAUCAUUCACACCAUUGAUCAUCAUUCAGGACCUCCUUUUACCAUACAACGAGUGUGUGAACUGGUGACUCGACCUACACAGCAUUAUAAAGUUUUUCAAAAGUAUCUUUAUGCCAUUGAAAAGGUGCUCCUUGUUCAAUCAAACUGGGAACUAUUUAGUGAGACAGACGAAGCACGUUUUGCACUCGACAACAGCGAUAACUAUGGUUUUGGUGAUCAAAAUUUUGCCGGCGGUCAAGAUCUAGAGCCUAUUCCAUUCGAGAGUGACGAUUCCGAGCCAAAGGAUGAUGAGGAUGAUGAAAACGAGAAUAUCAGUGAUAAGGAGGAUGAACAUGAUACGAAGGAAACGAGCCUGGAAGCGGAGCAGACUGAAGUGGAUCAGGUUAUGGACGAUGGCGAUGCAGAACAGAAAUCACCCGAACAAACCUCCACUGAUGAUAACGAAGCGAAAGAUGAUACAUCUGUGUCCAAAGACGAAGCGGGGAAGGAUGAUACGAAAACCAAUACAGAUGAUGCAACGGAAAGUGCCGAAACACCAACAGACAAGGAUGAACAAAAAGGCACAGAAGCAGCAUCUUCAAAUACACCGCAUCAUACUACAAUAGAAGGAGAGCAUAAUAUAGAACCAUCAAACAAAAUGGAUGUAGAUGAAUCUUGAUACAUACACACAUCGAUUUGAAUUGAUCAGCUUAGUUAAAAUAGGGCAAUUAUGCAUAACCGCACGGGA